This is a messenger RNA of Vicia faba (fava bean), 1536 nucleotides long. The record is from the annotation of a GenBank genome assembly. Lineage: Eukaryota; Viridiplantae; Streptophyta; Magnoliopsida; Fabales; Fabaceae.
AUGAUAAAUUUAUUCAUGUCGGAACCCAAUCAAAACGAUGACGCAGAAGACGAAUCACUGAAGCUAAGAAUCCAACUAUUGAACGAAUUAGAAACCGUUAUUUGGUCAGCAAUAACCUCCGCAGGCCGCGCAGAAGCUCGAAUGUGGCUCUGCAAAACCCUAGCCGGAUUCAACUACGUCACACCUCGCGAACAACGCGCACUUUUCAUCAAUUUUCUAAAAGUUCCAAACAAGAACCACGAUCUCGCGUCUCAGCUUCUCAAUUUAAUGAUCGAUAAGUUGCCGCGGAAGCUUGGUUCUGUUAUAGCCCGAAAUUCUCGCUUCCUCGAGAGUUUCUUCAUAGGCAACGCUAAGCGGGUUUUGCAGUGGUUUUCGUUCUCUGGAUUAGAACAGGGGAAGGGAUUGCGAGCUUUGUCGAAGUUUGCUUUCAAAAAUAGAGAUAUUUGUUGGGAGGAGUUGGAGUGGAAAGGAAGGCAUGGACAAUCACCUGCGAUGGUUGCGACGAAGCCUCAUUACUUUCUCGAUUUGGACGUUCAGAGAACGGUCGAGAAUUUUCUAGACAACGUGCCUGAAUUUUGGUCGUCUAUUGAAUUUUCCCAGUCGGUGAAAGAUGGUGAUAUUUUUCUUAUUGAUAGGUUGUUUUUUGUUCCUUAUUUUAAGGAUUUGAUGUAUAUGGAUGAUUCAUCUGAUGUGUGGGAAGUUAUAGAAGAUUUCUUGGAAGAGCAGCCUUUUUCUUGUUUGUGUGAGCAUCUUCUCAUUAGUUUUGAAGAGAAGGAUUUGUGUUACUUUGUGGAGUUGCUUUGUGAAUGUCUUGACCCGAGAGUUGAGUUUCGAUGUUUGGAUGAUGUCUCUCGGUUGUUUGUGGUUGUUCUCUUGAAGUGUGGGGUUUAUGGAUCUAUUGACUUGAUGCUGCUAUUAAACACUGUCAUUGCUCAGGGGAGGCAGCUUCUAAGACUUUUGCGGGAUGAAGAGGCCAAAGAGUCAUUGGCGAAAGUCAAUGAAAUUGUGUCGAAGAUAUCUGCAGUUCCCAGUGAUGGUAAUAGCUUGGCACUGAUUUUCAAGAAUAGGUGUAAGAUGGCUACUGUGGAAGUGGUGAAGUGUCUUGGACUUCAGUCUUGGGUUCUUUACUUUAGGUUGUCGCAAGAGUGCCGGACUCCUGAGUCCUGGGAGUCUGUUUUUGUGUAUAAUCAAAUUGGUUUCCGCAACUCUGAUAAACAUGUACUGAUAGAUGAGGAUGGACUGUUGACAGUAGAAGAUUGUUCUAGCUUCGAUGACACUUCUUCGGGUAAAGUUAAGAAAAAGAAGAAACAAAAAGCUAGAAAGAAGAGGAGAAGGACAUAUGAUUGUGAUGAUGGUAAUGAUGAUCAGCUGCUAGAUUUUGAUUAUGGCAUCCAAAAUUUGGAUUAUCUAUCAAAUACUAAAAGUUGGUUGCUUUCAACUGAUAAGUACUCUUCGGCAUGGAGUAUUGCGGACUUACCUGAGCACCUUCAUAGACUGUGUUUGUCUAGGUGGAUGGUAUGGCUCUUUGAAAAAUGA